CAAUCUAAUUUACGCUUGAUUCACUUCUAAAAGAGUAUGUUAAGCUGACAUCAGGCUGAGAAUGAACGGGGGAGAAUCCUUGCCACGUGCCGGCCUUGUAUCCCAGAUCAGGCAGAACUGGUCGGUUUAUGAAGAUCAAGCUCUAGCUACUCGGAUACAACAUGAUGAAAUAAACCAACACUAUCAAGGGAACAAGAGUAGGAACCAGCAGAUCAGACAAGAUGUUCCUCAAGCUAAAGUUAUUCAAUCUUAUGAAAUACAGGAUGCGGAGGAAAGGAGAAACAAAUAUAGAGAAAUUCUGGAACGACAAGCUGAGGCAGAUUCUAAACUGGCGUUAGCAUUGGCUUUGGGAACUAGAUCUGGAUUCAGGGAUUCAGAUGCUCCUGCAGUUGGAUUCAGAGCUGCUCUAGCACCGGGAUUCAGAGAUUCAGCUGCACCAGCACUUGGAUUCAGGGAUUCAGAUUCUCCAGAAAUCGGAUUCAGAGACUUGGAUCCAGUUGGAACUGGAUAUAGAGAUUCUACAUCAGCGGGGAAUAGAGAUAAUUGGGCUGAAGAGGGUUUGGAUGAUGAAUAUACAAAGAAGAGAGAUGAGAUGUUUGCAAGAAAUCUCCAGGAAGAAGGAUUAAGAAAUAGGUCCCGUAACAAGCCAGCUGCUGAUAUUGGAACUCUUGCCUACAAUGAUGCAGAUUACAGGGUUACAGUCGCCAGACCAGCGGUAGUAACAGAUGAACCUUUGUAUGCAAACCAGGAGAAAUGCACCGCUGAUUUAUCUACAGCAGAGAUGUCAGCAAGAGCAAAUACAUCUCCCAGACCUGAGAUAUCACCUAGAUCAGAAUUUGGUUCAUUGGCGGAUAGGUUUUCAAGACCUGAGAUGUCAUCGAGGGCUGGGAUGUCUUUAAGAGCAAAGAUAUCACCUAGAUCGGAAUUUGGUUCGAGGCCUGAAAAUACUUUAAGAGCAGAAGUGCAAUCAAGAGCUGGAAUGUCUUCAAGAGCAGAAGUGCAAGCAAGGGCAGAAACGUCUUCAAGAGCAGAAGUGCAAGCAAGUGCUGAAAUGUCUUCAAGAGCAGAAGUGAAAGUAAGAUCGGUUAUGUAUUCAAGAGCCGAGAUGUCAUUGAGGGCUGGGAUGUCUUCCAGAGAACAAAUAUCACCUAGAUCAGAAUCGGAUUUAAGAGCUGAAAACCUUUCAAGAGCAGAUAUGUCUUCAAGAGCGGAAAUGCAAACAAGAUCUGAGCUAUCUGCAAGAGCAGGGAUGUCCUCCAGAUCAGAGAAUUUUUCCACUAAAGAGAACAAGACUUCUGGACAGGAAAGACAGCAUGCUCCUGUUACAAGAACAUACACUGAAGGUGCAGGAUCUACAAGUUAUCCUUCCUCUCUAGCAGUCUGUAGGGUUGAAGACUUGAAUACAAGUUCAGAUUGUAGAACUUCAAGUAGAACUUCAGAAAGAUCUGAUAGCUCAUUAACAAGCUAUAGUGAGCUGGGAGCCUAUGGUGGUGCUUGUUUUAUAGAUACUAAUCCAGAUAAUAUAUUGGGUAUCGGUUCAGCACUGACCCCUUCAGAACUAGCGGCAGCUCAAGCUGCUGAACUGCUUUUCCAACAAGAACGCAGGGAUGCAGAACUAGCUCAGAGAUUACAGGAUCAGUUGGAAUCCUGUGAAGAUGACAUAGACAGGAAGUUGGCUAUUGAAGCGCAGGACAGAGAGUUUGCUAAAAUUCUUCACGCUAAAGAGAAAGCCCGAGCCAGGCGAGCCAAGGAGAAAGCCCGUCAGAGAAAGCUGGAGAAGCAGAGGUUAGAGGAGGACAAGGUUGAAGUACUGGAAGUCGAGGACGAAUUCUCCGAGGCCGGGGUCUCCAGGGUUGAGAAUAAACUGUCUCCUAGGGAUAAACCCAGUUCUCCAAGGCAAGCCCAAUCUGACUGCAGGAUAUCUCCACGGUCUCCUGAAGUGCAGCCGCCUGCGCGUAAACCCUACGUACACACUGCCGCAAUAGAUUCUCACGUGAACGAUACAUAUUGUAAGACUCAGAUUACCCCAACAGUUUCAAACAGUAGUGAGUCUAGUGAACCUCAGUACGCUAAUCUUGAUUCAAAGGGAAGACCAUUGAAGACAGAGCCUAUACUUCAUCUUUCUAAUUCUAAAUCCUGUGAUAAGAUCUCGCCCCGGCACUCCGUCCUAAAUGAAGAUAUGCCGAUUCCUCCAUAUAUGCCUAUGCAGAGCUCAGCUAGUAAGAAGUCAGAGUCUAUGGAGAGAAAAAUUAAAAAGAAGAAAGAGAAAGAGGGAUGCAAACAACAAUAGAAUUGAGGGAAAGAAGGAUGCAAACAACAAUAGAAUUGAGGGAAAGAGGGAUGCAAAGAACAAUAGAAUUAAGGGAAAGAGGGAUGCAAACAACAAUAGAAUCGAGGGAAAGAAGGAUGUAAACAACAAUAGAAUUGAGGGAAAGAGGGAUGCAAACAACAAUAUAAUUGAGGGAAAGAUGGAUGCAAACAACAAUAGAAUUGAGGGAAAGAGGGAUGCAAACAACAAUAGAAUUGAGGGAAAGAGGGAUGCAAACAACAAUAGACUUGAGGGAAAGAGGGAUAUAAACAACAAUAGAAUUGAGGGAAAGGGGGAUUCAAACAAGAACAAGAGGGUUGCAAACAAUAACAAGAAUGAAGGGAAAGAGGGUUGCAAACAAUAAUAAAAGUUAUGAGAAAGGGGGUUGCAAACAAUAACUAGAAUGAAGGAAAAAAGGUUACAAACAAUGUCAUGAAUUGAAGAAAAGAGUGUUGCAAACAUUAAGAAACGAGGAACAGAAAGAAAAAGAUUAAGGAAAAAAGAGGAAUACAAACAACAACAGAAUUGAGGGAAAAGGAGGAAGUUUAAAAACAAUAAGAGAAUAUAUAUGGAUUCAAUGCAAACAAGAUAAAGUGAAGGAAACACAUUUUACCGAAAAGUUAAGAUUCAAAUUGUAAAGUUGUAAUCUCUGUUUUGUUUGUCCGAUCACAACUCAGGAAGAAACCCCUU
Eurytemora carolleeae is the source of this 2998-nucleotide messenger RNA. RefSeq lists its product as uncharacterized. Bases 62 to 2290 code for a protein of 742 amino acids. NCBI's taxonomy places the organism in Eukaryota, Metazoa, Arthropoda, Copepoda, Calanoida, Temoridae. The record is from RefSeq and is a predicted model, not a curated record. The transcript has 12 exons.